This is a messenger RNA of Pieris brassicae (large cabbage white), 6190 nucleotides long. It is a transcript of the gene Tao, whose product is annotated as serine/threonine-protein kinase Tao. NCBI's taxonomy places the organism in Eukaryota, Metazoa, Arthropoda, Insecta, Lepidoptera, Pieridae. The transcript is spliced from 21 exons. Gene Ontology annotation, biological process: protein phosphorylation. The record is from RefSeq and is a predicted model, not a curated record. Bases 511 to 3525 code for a protein of 1004 amino acids. Gene Ontology annotation, molecular function: protein kinase activity; ATP binding.
UAUUAAAAAAAACCAAAAAGCAAUCAGCAAAAGUCACUGCAAUAAUUAUUUUUUAAUUUUCAGUGUGUCUUUACUGGAAGUUGUAAAUAGAUUAAUAAUAAAAAUUCAAAGAAACCUAAAUUUUAAAUCUUAUAGUAAUAGACAAGAUGAUGUGACUAUCGAUUGUGUAAAAAAAGUGAUGAUUGAAUAUACAGUGCGUGCCUAGUGAAACAAAAAGCAAUCGUCGCGUUCUAUACUACCCAACGCCAUUUUGAGGCGAAUUUUUGUAUUGUAAGUGCCAGGUAUUUCGCAAUCUUUUAAAUUUCGGCAGCAAAAGGGAGUGUUUUGUGAAAUAUAAAUUGAUUAAUGCACGGAGAAAAUUGGUGGGCGGUGACCCAGCACAACUUGGUGACAAGUCGUACCGAACCUACAUGUCCUGAGAUAGCGGUUGCCGAGGAUGGCCCUAGGCGGCAAAAGCGUUCUUAUUAACUGACGGACACUGCCGGCUCACAGCUGCCGCAAUCUAUAAAAAUGCCUCGACCAGGCAGUCUCAAAGACCCUGACAUAGCAGAAUUAUUCAGUAGACAUGAUCCUGAGAAGAUCUUUGAAGAUCUACGAGAAAUUGGCCAUGGAUCCUUUGGUGCAGUGUACUAUGCUCGCUGCAAUCUCACUAAAGAGAUUGUUGCCAUUAAAAAGAUGUCUUAUUUGGGAAAACAAAGUGAAGAAAAAUGGCAAGAUAUUCUAAAAGAGAUUAAAUUUCUUAAGCAAUUGGAGCAUCCUAAUACAAUUGAAUACAAGGGCUGUUACAAGAGGGAGCAUACAGCAUGGCUAGUGAUGGAGUACUGUGUUGGCUCAGCUUCUGACAUUAUUGAGGUGCACAAGCGACCACUACGCGAAGAAGAAAUAGCUGCAAUAUGUGAGGGUGUAGUAUGUGGUUUAUCUUACUUACACAGCCUCGGUCGAAUACAUCGUGACAUCAAAGCGGGAAAUAUUCUUCUUACGGAGAAUGGAACUGUAAAGCUCGCUGACUUCGGAAGCGCCAGCAUUAAAUGCCCGGCCAAUAGUUUUGUAGGCACGCCCUACUGGAUGGCCCCAGAAGUCAUUUUAGCCAUGGACGAGGGGCAGUAUGAUGGAAAAGUGGAUGUAUGGUCACUCGGUAUAACAUGUAUCGAGUUGGCGGAGAGAAAACCGCCAUAUUUUAACAUGAACGCGAUGUCAGCACUUUAUCACAUUGCGCAGAAUGACUCCCCUGCUCUGUCGGCCCCGGAAUGGACGGACACAUUCCGCUACUUCGUCGAGGCGUGUCUUCAAAAGAAUGCCCAAGACAGGCCAUCUUCCACCAGGCUUCUUUCGCAUCCCUAUAUUACGAGGCCACGUUCACCAACUGUCCUGGUUGACUUGAUACAAAGGACAAAAGCCGCUGUAAGAGAUUUGGAUAACCUGAACUACCGCAAGAUGAAGAAGAUUCUCAUGGUCGAUGGGGAUAAUGAGAGUGCAAUUGGAGACAGCGAAGAAGCGCCAGAGGAGCCAUCGGGUGGUGAUAGUUCCAAGUCAAACUCUGCUACAUCAGAACAUAGUGCGGCAGGAGCUUCCAGCCAAAGCUCAUCUUCCGGUAGUCUUAGAAGAAGACCUCACGCUAUGAACGCGAAUCAUCAGAAUCAACAACAGCCUGUGUAUCAGCAAUAUAAUCACCAACCAUGUCAUCAAUCGAGAGCACGUACAAUCGCACGCAAACGCGCACGUAAAUGGUAUAAUUCAUGUUGGUGUGUACGCAGAGACGAUUCGGCCGACGACUACGUGAAUCGCGAAGUGCUUCGAGACUACGCUAAUCGCGAUUCACUCGGCGAUGAGGGGUAUAGCGAUGACUACGCGAAUAGAGAGGCUAUUAGGGAAGCCCAACGCGAGAGGGAGAGGGAGAGGCAGGCCAACGAGUAUCGGGAGUACGUGAACGCUCCGUCCACGUGGCACGACGCGGGAGAUGAUAACCGCAACACGCAGCGGCGGCAGACGCAUAGGGGAGUUAGUAAUAACGUGUCUGCGGCAAUAUCGUUGAUAUCGGAACACGGCGCAAACAACUUCGCAACGAUACGGACUACCAGUAUUGUUACCAAACAACAGAAGGAACAUAAUCAGGAGAUGCAUGAACAAAUGUCAGGCUACAAGCGCAUGCGUCGUGAGCAUCAAGCUGCUCUCUUGAAGCUCGAAGAGCGAUGCAAGGCAGAUGUUGACGCUCACAAGGCUCAACUUGACCGGGAAUAUGAUGCCUUGUUACAACAGCUCUCUAGAGAUCUAGAAAGAUUGCAGACUAAACACGUUCAAGAACUCGAGCGUAAGCAAAAACAGAACGCGGCUGCUGAGAAGAAAUUGGUAAAAGAUAUCACGGCGCGGCAGGAGCAAGACAAGAAGGCCUUCGAAGCGCAACGCAAAAAGGAGUACAAGGCCAACAAGGAGAGGUGGAAAAAGGAACUCAGCAUGGAUGACGCGACGCCUAAGAGACAGCGGGAUGCGACCUUACAAUCGCAGAAGGAUAACAUGAAGCAAGCAGAAGCUGCCGAUGAAGCCCGGAUGGUGCGCUCUCAGCGGGAGUACCUCGAACUGGAGCUUCGUCGGUACAAGCGUAGGCGCAUGCUGGCUUUGCACCAUAAGGAGCAGGAACUGCUUAGAGAGGAACUAAAUAAGCGCCAACAUCAGCUAGAGCAAGCGCACGCAAUGCUUCUACGUCACCAUGAGAAGACGCAAGAGUUGGAAUAUAGGCAACAAAAGGGUGUUCAUGCUUUGAGAGAGGAACAGUUAUCAAACCAACACGCAACGGAACUUGCAAACCAGCGUGAUUACAUGCAGCGAGCGGAACAUGAACUACGCAAGAAGCAUGCGCUGCAGCUCAAACAACAGCCCAAGAGUCUUAAGCAAAAAGAAAUGCAGAUCCGAAAGCAAUUCCGAGAGACAUGCAAAAUACAGACGCGUCAGUACAAAGCUCUCAAGGCGCAGAUAUUACAGACGACGCCAAAGGAACAACAGAAAGAAGUGAUUAAAUCCCUGAAAGACGAGAAACGACGCAAGCUGGUGUUGUUGGGGGAGCAGUACGACCAGAGUAUUAGUGAGAUGCUGCAAAAGCAGACGGUGCGACUCGAUGAGAGCCAAAUGAUGGAGUGUCAGCAGCUCAAGAUGCAGCUUGAGCAUGAGUUAGACAUGUUGAGUGCUUACCAGAGUAAGAGCAAGAUGCAGGCAGAAGCACAACGCAACAGGGAGAGACGGGAACUCGAGGAGAGAGUCGCUGUGAGACGCGCCUUGUUGGAGCAAAAGAUGGAGUCUGAGUGUGCGCAGUUCCUAGCAGAGCGCGGUGAGCGCACGCGCAUGUUGCACGAGCGACACGAGAGGGAACUUGAACAGUUUGACAGUGAGAGCGCUCGUCUUGGCUUCAGUGCAAUGGCAAUAGCAGAAGGCAGCCGAGAGGGUUACGGUGAAGAAGAGCAGUCUCUUUCGGGUUCGAUGCUCUCCCUCGCACACAGCAACUCUUCAGCCAGCUUCCCGGCCGGAUCGCUGUAAACUGAGACUGUUACACCCUUUAGAUAGAUAAUACUUGCCUCUAGCUUCAGAAUUCCCAAAUCCUAACAGUGGGAAUUCACCGGAUAACCUAUAAAUGCGAAAGUUAAACUUUUAGCUUAAACUAGACUAUAUUCGGAAUCUUGAAAGACAUAAUCGUAGAAGUCGUAGCUCAAGUUUUUAAUAUUCAAAGGGAGUCUUUUGUCUCAAAUUCCUUUCGCAUUUCGUUCCGUUGCUACACAACCAUACAGGGUUAUAACGGUAUUAUUAACUAUAACUAUAAGUCCAACGGUACAUUUUCGAUUCCAAUUAACAACUUACGGCAGGUAAGUUCUGUUGGUUGGAAAUAAAGCUUUUGUUGUAAGCCCUCCCGUUCCUCAAAUAUUGAAGGGUAGUAAACAUUAUUUGUAGUUUAAAUACUAUGUUGAACGAUUUUUAAAACUCGAUAGUAUGUCAUAAUAUGUUAUAAUUCCCAUCUAUGCUCUAAUUUUAAAAUAAAGAUUAUCUAUAAUAUUUACACACGUAAAGAGAUAACUCUUAAAAUCUAGAGUUUGUGUAACUAAACAUUCUUUAUUAUAAAAACUUGUCACAGAUUUAUAACCGUUAAAAUGUAGUUGCAUGUUUAAUUUUAGAAGCACAUGUUGCUUAUUGCCAUAGCGUGCCAAAGUUCAGAUAAUUGUACCUACCCUUCUUUUUUUGAGAUUGUAAAACUACCUUCAUAAUUUUGUAAAUUUUAUUUGUCUUCCAAAAAUCGUCAGUAUUUAAAUUUCGGGGGCUUCUUAAGUUAACACGUAAUUUUUGUGGAUCGGUCGCUUUUGACGAUGUUUUGUAUUUUUUUUCGAGUUUAACUAGGAUUGUUUACUGUUACGUCUUUGUAUAUUAGUGUGAUGGAUGACGUGAAAAUGACGCUUUUAGUAAUUUUAAAUCGGCUUCGUCGAUCUAGGCUUAAAAAUUAACAUAGUCAAUUGAUGAUAAUUUCGGAUUAUGGCGAACCAUCCAUAUUGCACGCGGAUCAAAAUUGCACCGUCCAACUAUAAAUCACUAGAACAACGAAGCCGGGAUUGCUCCGUCGUCGAGCAACAAAUUGUAUACAAGCAUUUGUACCGAAUUUUCUAUACUCUAAGAUAUAUUCUAACAUCAAAAUGUCAAAUACUGAAUUUUUUAUACAAAUGUCUUUCAACAAUUUAUUCUCGAGACAUUGUUCUGAUAGUUCUAUCAAUCGUGUAUUAUGUCGCAUAGUUUUAGCCAAUUUUUCAUGUAAUGGUGUUCGCAAAGGGCUAUUAUUAGGCAUCAUUUAACAUUGGGUGUAUGACAAUGAACAAAUAGUCAAACAGAUAGACGGAAGAUCGUUAAAAACUUGCCACAUACAAAAACUGACAAAAUACAUCCACGUGUGGUCUCACGAUCUUGUUGGAAUGUUGUACGCUUAAGUUUGACAAAAGGCAUUAUAAGUUAAGGCGUCCGCGUCCCGCGUUAUCUAGAUAGUCAAAAUUUUAAAUUCAUAUCAUUAGUUUACUUUAGGUACAAUUUUCGGACUGAUUUCUUUGGCCUAUUAAGUUUUUAGACAAUUUUUUAUUAAGCACAGGUGCUGUGUUACUGCCAUUUAUCGUCCUUCAAAAGAGCAUCCGAGCAUAUUUUAGUCUUUUCGGACACGUUUUGUAAAUAACGAGAAAUUCGCCUUACGGGUCGCGGGCGGCGUCUGUACAUAAAGAACAAUAAUAUAUAAUAAUUAACUUUAGAUAGAGUAAGGUGCGCGUAUGUUUGUGUACAAUGAAAGUACGAUGUGCUUUUCCUAGAGGUGUAGAGACACCUAAGCUUACCAGUCAUGUAUAGACGACUAUUUAAUUUAACGCCGAUUUUAGUCAUAAAUACCCAAAUUUAGUUAAUAUGUUUAUCACAUUUGUAAGCAUCACACGAUGUGAUAAUGUCUUAUUUGAGUCUGUUAGUAUUAAUUUAUAUACGAGAGGUAUAUUGUGUACAUGUUGUAUUUAAGCGAUUAUCGCAGUGCAUAUGUUAGCCCCAAACCCCACUGACCAAUAAAUGACAAUAAUCAGCCUAACUUUGUGGUCAUCUUGUCUCUUGUGGAAAGUCCUAUAGAGUGCACUGGUGGUCCCUCACGUCAACAACAUCCGAAUGAUUAUUUGCGAAUUCGAGUCCAGUGAUUUUUGGUAGAUUCGAGAUUUUUGAGGCCAUCAUUGUACUCUCCGAGGUGUUAGAAGCACGAAGGAAUUGAUUUGCGAGGUGUCGGCUUGCGCGACAGUUGGUCGGUAUUUGUAGUUAGGCUUUCGCUAUCGGCUUCGCGUGCGAGUACAUUUAGACGUGCACGAAGUAAUUUUAUACCGCACGUAGGCAAAUGCGUACCUCCAUUCCCUUCCCCACCACUGCUGUCUUAGAUUUAGAUCUACAUCACUGUCUGAGCGACAAAUUAAUUAUAGAAGUACCAAACUUGUAGUUAGCGUUCACGUAUUAUGUACAUUGUAACUAAUUUUUUUUAUAUUUUACCAUUGUAUAGACCACGAACAGGUAGGUAGCAAUAUUAAGUACUAGGUGCGACAAGGUGCGAGCCAUUGUGACGGACGUGUACGCUCGACCUCUAGCACCGUUGUUUUUUUGUUAUAUAUUUAAAUAACACAAUCGACUUGUAGGUUUAAUAAUUAUUAUCAAUAAU